Messenger RNA from Chiroxiphia lanceolata (lance-tailed manakin), 1217 nucleotides. RefSeq names its product glycine-rich cell wall structural protein-like. The coding region runs from base 15 to 1217 and encodes 400 amino acids. The transcript has a single exon. Lineage: Eukaryota; Metazoa; Chordata; Aves; Passeriformes; Pipridae. The record is from RefSeq and is a predicted model, not a curated record.
UUCCCAGCUCCGAGAUGUGCUCCAGACAAAGCUCCGGGGGCUGCCACGGGAUGUCCUCCCAGUCCAGCGGGUGCCACAGCGGGGGCUCCUCGUGCCACGGGGGCAGCUCCUCCAGCUUCCAGUCCCAGGGCUCCUCCUGCUGCGGGGGCUCCUCUGGCUAUGGCAUGGGAGGAGGGUACGGUGGUGGGUCCUCGGGAGGCAAGGUCAUCAUUGCAGGAGGAAGCAGUGGAGGGUCCUCUGGAUGCUGCAGUGGAGGAUCCAGCGGUGGCUGCGGGAUGGGGGGAGGAUAUGGUGGUGGAUCUUCAGGAGGCAAGGUCAUAAUUGGAGGUGGAGGUUCCAGUGGAGGAUGUUCAGGCUACGGGAUGGGAGGAGGGUACGGUGGUGGAUCUUCAGGAUCAAAGAGCAUCAUUGUGGGUGGAGGUAGUGGUGGAGGUUCCUCUGGAUGCUGCAGUGGAGGAUCCAGCUAUGGGAUGGGAGGAGGGUACGGCGGUGGUUAUGGUGGUGGCUCUUCAGGGUCAAAGACCAUCAUUGUAGGUGGAGGCAGUGGAGGAUGCAGUGGUGGCUAUGGCAUGGGAGGAGGGUAUGGUGGUGGAUAUUCAGGAUCGAAAAGCAUCAUUGGAGGUGGAAUCAGUGGGGGUUCCUCUGGAUGCUGCAGUGGGGGAUCCUCAGGAUAUGGAAUGGGAGGAGGAUACGGAGGUGGUUCCUCAGGAGCAAAGGUCAUAAUUGGAGGGGGAAGCAGUGGUGGAGGUUCCUCAGGAUAUGGGAUGGGAGGAGGAUACGGUGGUGGUUAUGGUGGUGGAUCUUCAGGAUCAAAGGGCAUCAUUGUAGGUGGAGGUGGUGGAGGUUCCUCUGGAUACUGUGGUGGAGGGUCCAGCUAUGGGAUGGGAGGAGGGUAUGGUGGUGGAUCUUCAGGAUCAAAGACCAUCAUUGUGGGAGGAGGCAGUGGAGGUUCCUCUGGAUACUGUGGUGGAGGAUCCAGCUAUGGCAUGGGAGGAGGGUGUGGUGGGGGUUCUUCAGGAGGGAAGAUCAUUGUGGGAGGCGGAGGAUCCUCUGGAUGCUGUGGGGGAGGAUCCGGGGGCGGCUCCUCAGGCCAGACCAUCAUCAUCAGCUCUGGAGGGUCCUCCCAGUCCUCCCAGCAGAAGUGCCCCAUCGCCAUCCCCAGCAUCGUGUCCCACCAGAGCAAGCAGAGCUGCUGCUUCCCCUCCGGCCAGAAGUGA